GGGCCCAUGGAGGAGCUGGGCUGGAGCACGGACGCCGGCGGGGCGGUGUAUCGUUCCCGGGACCCCGUGCGGAACCUGCGCAUCCGGGUUCACAUCCAGCGGGUCACUUCCACCAGCCUCCUCCUGCAGCAGCUCCAGCAGCCCGCCGGCCAGCAGGGGAAGGAGCUCAUCAGCUUGGCCACCUUCAGUUCCCACCCAGCAGCAGGUGGCCAUUGUCCUGAUGAUGAAGAGGAGGCAGUAAUUGGUUGGCAAGAAAAACUCUUCAGCCAGUUUGAGGUGGAUCUGUACCAACAUGAGUCAGCCUGUCAGACCCCCUUGGAUAGGCAGUACCAUCAGGAGAUCCUGAAGCUGGAGAAGUCAGGAGGCCGGAAGAAUUACCGCAUCUUCACCUACACAGACCAUGACCGAUUCACCAACCUGAAGGAGCACUGUCAGAAAGUGACCAGCUCAGAGCAGGAGGUGCCAUCAUUCCUGGCAGAGAGGAUGGCCACUUUAAGGAGAAGAAGGCAGGACCGCAGGCCAGCGGAAGGAAGUGUUCUGAAGUCCCGCGUCAUCACCUGGAAGCCCUCAGAAGAAUUUAUUAAGAAUAACCAUGUCAUCAACACCCCUGUUCAGACCAUGUACAUCAUGGGAGACUUGGGACCAUAUGGGACGCUCGGCCACAGGGAAUAUGAACACGUUCUUUGCACAGUCAAGGUGGAUGGCAAUGGGGUGAUCACAGUGAAGCCUGAUUUCACGGGCACUAAAGGUGUUUACAGGAUUGAGCUGGAUGGCGAGAAGCGGGAGCUGUGGAGGUACACCAUUGAGAAUGCCUCAGCCCAGGUGCAACGAGAGGAGGAGGAGCGGGAGCAGCGCAUGUUCAGAGAUUUGUAUAGUCGGCACAAGGAAUAUCUCAACGGCCUUGUUGGCUCAGACUUUGAGAUGACUCUCCCUGGUGCACUUCGGCUGUUUGUGAAUGGAGAGAUAGUUUCAGCCCAGGGCUACGGGUAUGACCAUCUCUAUGUUCAUUUCUUCCUGGAGCUGCCCAGCCGUUGGUCGAGCCCAGCAUUCCAGCAGCUCUCUGGGGUGACGCAGACCUGUGUCACCAAGACCCUGGGCAGGGACAAUGUGGCAUACUUCUCCUACCCCUUUACUCUGGAGAUGUUUUUCACCCAAGAGGAUGAGUCAGAAGGCUCUCUCCCACAGUGGCCUGUGAUCUAUUUUGAGGUUCUCUCGCUGGAUUAUUGGCAGAGGUAUCGUGUUGAAGGUUAUGGCUCUGUGGUGCUGCCAGCAGCUCCAGGGUUCCACACCCUGACAGCCCCCACCUGGCGACCCGUUGAGUUGGGGACGGUCGCUGAGCUGAGGAGGUUUUUCAUUGGUGGGUCCCCUGAACUGGAGGACGUGACCUACGUCAGGAUGCCAGGAAUCUUCAAGGGAGAGUGCCUGAGCCGCUUUGGCUUCCGCACAGAGACAACAGGGAGCGUCACGUUCCGGCUCCACUGCCUGCAGCAGUCUAAAGCCUUCCUGGAGUCCAGUGCCCUGAGGAAGCGCAUGCAGAGUGUGCUGGACCGGCUCGGGGGGUUCAGCCAGCAGAGCUCCCUCUACAGCGUCCUGGAGUGCACGCGAGCGCUGCAGCAGGGAAGGGCCCGUGGGCACCCUAACAGGCACUGCUACCGGAAGGUUCUACCUUCAUGCCGCACAAGUUCCAAGAAUGUGAAUAUGUCAAGUCCACCUCAAAGGACACCAGUUACAAGUAAGUAG
This is a messenger RNA of Emys orbicularis (European pond turtle), 1740 nucleotides long. RefSeq names its product MKS transition zone complex subunit 1 (gene MKS1). The record is from RefSeq and is a predicted model, not a curated record. The transcript has 18 exons. The coding region runs from base 7 to 1740 and encodes 577 amino acids. Lineage: Eukaryota; Metazoa; Chordata; Testudines; Emydidae. Gene Ontology annotation, biological process: cilium assembly. Gene Ontology annotation, cellular component: MKS complex.